Messenger RNA from Botrytis sinoallii, 492 nucleotides. RefSeq lists its product as uncharacterized. The transcript is spliced from 2 exons. The record is from RefSeq and is a predicted model, not a curated record. Lineage: Eukaryota; Fungi; Ascomycota; Leotiomycetes; Helotiales; Sclerotiniaceae. Bases 1 to 492 code for a protein of 163 amino acids.
AUGUCUUUCCCAUCCGCACCCGCAUCUUCACCUCCCAAGAACCCCCACAAAAAACCAUCGAAAAAUAAAAAUCCCUCGCGCGCGGAUCAUCGAACAGGUAGUUACGAUAGCCAGUACACCCUCCGCGGCAAAGAAAGCUCUAGUCUCGAGUUUGAGAUUUUCGAAGAUCCGCGAUGUGCCAUCUGUGAUGGAGAUCUUCCUCCUAUUGAAGGACCACAAUCCCACCUAACCCCCCAACUCUGCGCGUCCUGCCACCUGCAAGUCACGCAUCUCAAGAACGAGCGCGAGAAAAUCCUCCGGAGACAGCGCGAAAAGCAACUCGUCCAGUUGCACGAGGCGCUCGAAGCGAUUUCUGCACAGGCGGAGUUGAGACAAGUGUUGAUGGAUGGGAAUGAGAGGUUACGGGGGGAGAUUGAGGAGAUUGAGAGGGAGAUGGGGGGGUUGGAGGGGGGAGUGAGGGAGGAGAGUGAGGAGAGGAGUAGAGAGGGUUAA